AUGGAGUUGACCCACGUUCACGACGACGAGCCCACCCCGCCCGUCUAUCCCGACAUCGAGCUCGACGACGACAUAUACGACAUCAGCACGCUCAUUAGUGGGCUCGGGCUCGAGCAUGGCACGAUGACUGCGGCCGAGUACGUCGCCAUCGACGACGGUGAGCCGACGUGCGCCGCGCACGCAGCGGACCAGACGACUCAGGAGCCGGAAGCGGGCCUGGUGGUGGAGCUUUGGGAGGCGCCGACCACCAUGCAGGCCGUGUACGACGACGCCGACCCAUUGCGGGCCUUCACGGCUCUGUGGAACGCGGACGACGCGACAAGCGCUGUCGCGCGGUUUUGUCCGAACCUACGCGACGUGUUGGGGUGGUUGUUGGACGCGUGGACGAGCGUUGGAGCGCGCACCAUUCAGCGAUGCUGGUGGCGCACGGGAUGUCUGCCACUGUCGUGGUCCAUGGAGUUGACCCACGUUCACGACGACGAGCCCACGCCGCCCGUCUAUCCCGACAUCGAGCUCGACGACGACAUAGACGACGUCAGCACGCUCAUUAGUGGGCUCGGGCUCGGGCAUGGCACGAUGACCGCGGCCGAGUACGUCGCCAUCGACGAUGGUGAGCCGACGUGCGCCGCGCAAGCGGCGGACCAGACGACUCAGGAGCCGGAAGCGGGCCUGGUGGUGGAGCUUUGGGAGGCGCCGACCACCAUGCAGGCCGUGUACGACGAUGCCGACCCAGUGGGCCGUGAGGCGCGGCGCACCGCCCGGGCGGCCUGCGAGAUGCUCAUCGGCUAUGUUCGCGCCACCUUCAUCACGCCGCGCGACCUCUGCCACCUGUUCGACAUCCGCAACCCGAUUAUUAUCGCGCGGAUGGAGCAGGCAAGCCCGGCCAUUAAUCUCAACGUGGCCCCUCCGGCCGUGCCCACCCCGGCCGCAAUCCCCACGCCCGAUACCCGCCGCGCGGCCGAGUGCUGCCCAGCUGGAUGA
Closterium sp. Naga37s-1 is the source of this 981-nucleotide messenger RNA. The record is from the annotation of a GenBank genome assembly. NCBI's taxonomy places the organism in Eukaryota, Viridiplantae, Streptophyta, Zygnematophyceae, Desmidiales, Closteriaceae.